Molecule: messenger RNA, 324 nt
Organism: Eurytemora carolleeae
Lineage: Eukaryota; Metazoa; Arthropoda; Copepoda; Calanoida; Temoridae
Exons: 4
Coding region: 16-324 (102 amino acids)
Source: RefSeq, a predicted model, not a curated record
UGUGGAUAUUCUUUUAUGGGUAAAGUUAUCAGAAGUGUGGUUGGACCUCAUUAUCCUAACAUGUUCCUGUAUGAACCAGAAGUUACAGAGAUUGAUGCUGCGGGAGUUUCAUCUACGCGUAUGCUGCUUUCAUCUGUUUCCACUCUACCAAGAGCUAUGAGCCAGUGGAUGACGUCAAGGUUUGACAAAGAUAAGAAAAGGAGAAUAUUUGUAAGCUCUGAAGAUUCACGGAAACAGAAGAAGAAGAGGUUCAACCUGCCUUGCAGUCCGGGCAAACAUAAUGGAGAGGGAGCACAGAGUUCUAACGGACGAACUGUUCAUUAA